AUGGCUGAGAAAACCGCACGACAUGCAGCCGACGCCGUUGCAAUUUCUGCUGCAAGGGCGUCGGAAAGUUCUGCGCAAAAGCGCAUAAUGCGGCAACGCGAUGCAAUUUCAACUUCCGCUGCUAGAGCUGUAGAAGGACCUACUGAAAGGCUUGAAAGGUUGAAGACUGUUAACCAGCUCCGCCAUGCACAGCGAGGGCUCUGUAACUCACCAAAGCAGUUUUGGUUUAAGCUGGCGUUCAAAUAUGAGCCAGUUUUGAGGCUUUCCGGUCGCAAAGACCUCCAAAUAGGAUACACGUCAGUUGUUUGUGGGCAUUGCAAUGCUAAAAAAUGUACUGGAGAGUCUGCAGAUUUGUGUUGUUCAGACGGUAAGGUACAGUUGCCACCUUUUCAAGAGCUACCUGCUCCGUUGAAAGCUCUGUUGGAGGGUUCCAGUCCAGACUCCAAACAUUUCCUCGCAAAAAUCAGACAGUACAAUUGUUUCUUCCAGAUGACCUCUUUUGGUGGUAAUGCCUUCCGUGAAGUCGGAUGGAAUCCCACCUUCAAGGUUCAAGGUCAGGUUUACCACCGGAUUGGGUCUCUUUUGCCGAAAACUGCCACUGAUUCGGCCUUUCUAGAAAUAUACUUCAUAGCUGACUACAGUCAACGGGAAAAUGCCCGCAUUGGUAUUAUUCCCGAGAACGAUACAGGCCAGGACAAUCAUCCUCGCAGGGAUAUCAUAAUGAGUCCCCAACAAAUGCUCCACGAGACAAACAGCUAUGUCCGCGGUUUUAAGUAUGCUCUCGAAAAUAACACUUCUUCUGAUUUCAUUAUUGUAAGUGAUGAUGACAAACGGCCUCAGUGA
Acanthosepion pharaonis is the source of this 843-nucleotide messenger RNA. The record is from the annotation of a GenBank genome assembly. NCBI's taxonomy places the organism in Eukaryota, Metazoa, Mollusca, Cephalopoda, Sepiida, Sepiidae.